UCUCGAUGCAUCCACCUGUCUCCGCUACUUGAUGGACAAGAAGAAGAAGAAGCUGCCACACCGAAGAAACCUACUCUCAAUUUCUCCAAUCAUCCCCACCGACUUAUAUAUAUAACUCAUUCCUCUAGCAAAUAUCUCCAAGGAGAACCUCUCUUCCUUCUUUCUCUUCUUCUCUCUUUUUCUCUCUAACCGUUUGAUAAUCAGAUGGCGCGAAAUCUGAGAUGGGUUCUGCUUAUUGUAGCGGUGGUGUCGUGGUGUCUUGUUUCAACACUGGAAGCGAGCGAAGGAGAUGCUGAUCCUCUUUACAAGUCAUGUGUGGAUCAAUGUCAGAAAACUGGAUGCGUGGGAGACAAUUGCUUCCAGCACUGUAAAUUUUCAGCUGAUGGAAAAGCAAUAGACGGUCCUUGGUACAUGCAAGAGCCACUUUACCUGCGUUGGAAACAAUGGGACUGCCAGAGUGAUUGCCAGUACGAAUGCAUGAUGACAAGAGAAGAAGAGAGGAAAAGAAACGGAGAGAAACCCACCAAGUACUUCGGUAAAUGGCCACUCAAACAUGUCUAUGGGAUUCAGGAACCUGUCUCCGUUGCUCUCUCUGCUCUUGACCUAGCGAUACAGUUCCAUGGAUGGGUCUCCUACUUCAUCCUCGUUUACUAUAACUUGCCUCUCCAGCCAAACCGGAAAACUUACUACGAGUACAACGGAUUGUUGCAUAUCUAUGCCAUCAUUGUAAUGAACUCACUCUUCUGGAGUGGUGUUUGUCACAGCAGAGAUGUUGCAUUGACAGAGAGGCUAGAUUACUCAUCAGCUACAGUGUUAGCCGGGUUUUCGCUUAUUCUAGCUAUAAUCAGGUCUUUUAGUAUACAUGAUAAAUCUGCAAAAGUCAUGGUUACUGCACCUAUUCUUGCAGUUGUAGCAACUCAUAUCCUCUACCUCAACUUCUACAACCUUGAUGAAGGGCUUCACAGGAAAGUUAUAAUCGGAAUAGGAGCAGUGGAGCUAGUGGUGUGGGGUGUAUGGGCGGCUUUAACGUCACAUCCAUCAAAGUGGAAGCUAAGAGCUUUCUUUGUCUCGAGCAUACUCACAAUGUGUCUUAGAAUGCUUGAUUUCCCACCGUACAAAGGGUAUGUUGAUGCUCAUGCUCUUUGGCGAGCUGCAGGGAUCCCUCUCUCUUACCUUUGGUGGAGUUUUGCCUGCGACGACGCCGUUUUCAGGACCACUGUUCUUCUCAAGAAGUCAAAGUGAUGGAAAGAAAAUUGGUUCAAGGCUCUCUUUUUUUUUUCGGGUGAGGUUCUCCGGUGUUCAGAAAGUUGUUUUUAGGUUGUGUUUUCGCAGAAGAAGCAAAUGUUUUUGUGUUCUUCUGUGGUGAAUCUUGGUAGUGUUUUGGGGUCAUAUGCUCUGUUUUUCUUGUGUGUUUUUUUGGGUCUUUUUUCUUUUUUCUCUCAUGGCUUGUCGGCUGGAGAGUUUUACCGUCGGGGAGGAAUUGACCUUUGAUGAUCACCACUUUGUUUGCUU
Messenger RNA from Brassica oleracea var. oleracea, 1512 nucleotides. Its product is annotated as post-GPI attachment to proteins factor 3. Lineage: Eukaryota; Viridiplantae; Streptophyta; Magnoliopsida; Brassicales; Brassicaceae. Gene Ontology annotation, cellular component: endoplasmic reticulum membrane. Gene Ontology annotation, biological process: GPI anchor biosynthetic process. The transcript is spliced from 4 exons. The coding region runs from base 205 to 1242 and encodes 345 amino acids. Gene Ontology annotation, molecular function: hydrolase activity, acting on ester bonds. The record is from RefSeq and is a predicted model, not a curated record.